GGCAUGCAUGCAACUAGUUUCUAUGAUGCGAAGCCAGCAUCGAGUACUGCUAGGAACCCAGUUAAAAUUCCUUAACAAAAUCAAUGUCAGCCAAACUUUGCACUUCUCUGCAUUGUCACCACAUUUUCUUCAAUCACAUGGUCCAUAUAUUCUUCCAAUCCUUGAACAAAGGAAAAUUGGUCGUGAAUUGGCCAACUUAGUGCAAUUGCCAUGCCCAAACAUACCCAUUCCUUAUUACUAUAAGAAAAUACAUGCCCACAUUGUGGUCUUGGGUUUUCAUCAGCAUGAUAUCUUCCUUAUGAACACUCUAUUGCAUAAGUAUUCUAAACUGAACCUUAUAAAUGAUGCACAGAAGCUGUUCGAUACUAUGCCUCAUAGAAACCUAGUUACUUGGUCUUCCAUGGUUUCUAUGUACACUCAACAUGGUUACAGUGUAGAAGCAUUGGUGUUGUUCUGCCUUUUCAGGAGAACUUGCAGUGAGAUACCAAAUGAAUACAUUUUAGCCAGUGUCAUUACAGCUUGUACGCGAUUGGGUAGUCUCAGUCAAGCUCUCCAGGUGCAUGGUUUAGUUGUUAAGGGUGGAUUUGUUCAAGAUGUUUAUGUGGGUACCUCUUUGAUUGAUUUUUAUGCCAAGCAUGGUUGUAUUGAUGAAGCAAGGUUGCUUUUUGAUGGCCUAGAAGUUAAAACCACUGUCACCUGGACUACAAUGAUAGCAGGAUAUUCAAAAGAGGGAAGAAGUGAAGCAUCUUUAGAAUUAUUCAAUCAAAUGAGAGAGGGUGAUGUCUGUCCAGACAGAUAUGUGAUUUCCAGUGUUCUGAGUGCUUGUUCGAUGCUCGAGUUUCUUGAAGGGGGGAAGCAAAUUCAUGGAUAUGUAUUAAGGAGGGGCAUUGACAUGGAUGUUUCAUUGGUCAAUGGAAUCAUAGAUUUUUAUUUGAAGUGUCACAAAAUGAAGACAGGUAGGAAGUUAUUCGAUCGGCUGGUAGAUAAAAAUGUUGUUUCGUGGACCACUAUGAUUGCUGGUUGCAUGCAAAAUUCAUUCCAUUGGGAUGCUAUGGACCUGUUUAUUGAAAUGGCUAGAAUGAGUUGGAAGCCCGAUGCAUUUGGUUGCACUAGCAUUCUCAAUUCAUGUGGUUCACUCCAGACUCUAGAAAAGGGAAGACAAGUGCAUGCUUACACUAUCAAGGCCAAUAUUGAUAAUGAUGAUUUUGUGAAAAAUGGUUUGAUUGACAUGUAUGCCAAAUGUGAUUCAUUGACUGAUGCAAGAAAAGUCUUUGACCUUAUGGCUGCUAUUAAUGCAGUAUCCUACAAUGCAAUGAUAGAAGGAUACUCAAGACAAGACAAGCUGUAUGAAGCAUUGGAUCUUUUCCGUGAAAUGAGGCUAAGUUUAUUGCCACCAAAUCUAUUAACUUUUAUAAGCCUUCUUGGACUAUCUGCAUCAUUAUUUCACCUGGAACUAAGCAACCAAAUCCAUGGCCUGAUUAUUAAAUAUGGGGUUUCUUUGGACAAUUUUGCUGGAAGUGCUCUAAUAGAUGUCUAUUCAAAAUGCUCAUGUGUUGGGGAUGCAAGACUAGUUUUUGAGGAGAUAUAUGACAAAGACAUUGUAGUAUGGAAUGCAAUGUUUUCUGGAUACACCCAAAAAUUGGAAAAUGAGGAGUCUCUCAAACUUUAUAAAGAUUUACAGAUGUCAAGACUAAAACCCAAUGAAUUCACUUUUGCUGCUGUGAUCACGGCAGCAAGUAAUACAGUAAGUCUGAGACUUGGUCAGCAGUUUCACAACCAGGUCAAAAAGAUGGGUCUUGAUGAUGAUCCCUUUGUCACAAAUGCUCUUGUGGAUAUGUAUGCCAAGUGUGGAAGCAUCGAUGAGGCUAACAAGGCAUUUAGUUCCGCAAAUCGGAGAGACAUUGCCUGUUGGAAUUCCAUGAUUUCAACAUAUGCUCAGCAUGGAGAAGCAGCAAAAGCUCUUGAGGUGUUUGAAAAUGUGAUUAUGGAGGGAGUGAAGCCAAAUGAUGUCACCUUUGUAGGUGUGCUAUCAGCAUGUAGUCAUGCUGGACUUCUUGACCUUGGAUUUCAUCACUUUGAAUCAAUGUCCCGGUUUGGAAUAGAACCAGGUAUGGAGCAUUAUGCUUGCAUGGUUUCUCUCUUGGGCCGGGCUGGUAGAAUAUAUGAAGCUAAGGAAUUUAUUGACAAGAUGCCAAUAAAACCAGCAGCAGUAGUGUGGAGGAGCCUGCUCAGUGCAUGUAGACUUUCAGGUCAUGUUGAACUGGGAGUAUAUGCAGCUGAGAUGGCAAUUUCAUGUGACCCAACAGAUAGUGGAUCAUAUAUAUUACUUUCAAAUAUUUUUGCAUCAAAAGGCAUGUGGGAAAAUGUCAAAAAGGUGAGGGAAAAAAUGGACAUGAGCGGUGUAGUGAAAGAACCAGGUUGUAGUUGGAUUGAAGUUAAUAAUGAAGUUCACAGGUUUAUUGCCAGAGACACAGCCCAUCGUGACUCCACACUUAUAUCUUUAGUUUUAGACAAUUUGAUUCUACAAAUCAAAGGGUUUGGUUAUGCGGCUAAUUCUGUCGCAUUUUUGCUUCUUGAUUGAGAUGAAUCAU
This is a messenger RNA of Gastrolobium bilobum, 2591 nucleotides long. Its product is annotated as pentatricopeptide repeat-containing protein At4g39530. Bases 8 to 2581 code for a protein of 857 amino acids. Gene Ontology annotation, molecular function: RNA binding; protein binding. Gene Ontology annotation, biological process: RNA modification. The transcript has a single exon. The record is from RefSeq and is a predicted model, not a curated record. NCBI's taxonomy places the organism in Eukaryota, Viridiplantae, Streptophyta, Magnoliopsida, Fabales, Fabaceae.